CUGGAAAGGACGCAAGUGAGGGAAUCGAGGAGGCAAUUUAAGAGACUUGGGAUGUGCCCCAAGGCUGUUUCUCAAUAAGUGAACUUCUCUGUACUUGUGUCCUCCUGAACCUGUGAGACGUCAUCUAGCGGCCCGGAAAUGUUCUUGCUCCGCCCAUUAUAUCGGGGACGCAUCGGAGGAGACUUGUGUGGACUUUGGACAGCCAAGUAUCCCAGAAUGCAUUUCGCACCAACUGCGGAAGAGAGAAUGGCGGGGAUGACUCACAAACGGUCCAUGAUGACAAAGAAGCUGCUGGUGGACGUAGACUGUGGGGUGGACGAUGCUCAGGCCAUCAUGUUGGCGCUGGCCGCCUCCAACGUGGAGCUCCUGGGCGUCACCUGUGUGCAGGGAAACACCACAGUGGAGAACGUGUGUAAAAACACACUGCGAGUCCUGCAAGCCUGCAGUAAACUAGAGAUUCCAGUGUUUAAAGGUGCAGCUAAGCCGAUCCUUGGGGACUGCAUUGAUGCGGGACACUUCCACGGGCUGGACGGGCUGGGAGACGCUCCUGACCCCAACGCUCCCGGUAUAGACCUGGUUCAGAAGGAGGGCGCUGUGUCAGCCAUGAUCAGGAUUGUCAAUGAGAACCCAGGGCAGGUAUCUCUGGUUGCCAUAGCACCUCUCACCAACCUGGCUCUGGCUGUGAAGAUGGAUCCGUCUCUACCGAGCAAACUCAAAGGGCUCUACAUCAUGGGAGGCAACACUGAAUCUCGAGGAAACACUACAGUGUGUGGGGAGUUCAAUUUCGCUGCUGAUCCAGAAGCUGCAUACAUUGUACUGAACGAAUACCAGUGUCCCACCUACUUGGCCUGCUGGGAGUUCACCUGCUACAGCAAGCUAUCCUGGGAGUUUUGUGAUGCCUGGUUGGCGCAGGACACCGAUAAAGCUCGCUUCAUGGCACGGAUCUUCCAGCACAGCAUCGAGGCGUCAAAAAGCGAGCGCCUCGAGAAAGAGUUUGUCAGCGGCACAGGUUUUGUUUCCUGCGACUCGUAUGCCAUGGCCGCCGCCAUGGAUGAUUCAUUCAUCACGGAAAACGACCAUUAUCCAGUGACUGUAGAGCUGACGGGCAAACACACCAGAGGCAUGAUGGUCAUGGACACUGUGGGCUUCCUGAAGAAGGCUCACAAAGCUCAUAUCAUGAAGAAAGUGGAUAUGGAGAAGUUUGAGCAGAUGAUGAUGGCUGCUUUAAAAUAACAGCUCUGAACACACUAGGGCUGUAAUCAACCAAAGAAAUUCUUGGUCGGUUACGGAAGAUGGAUGUAAAUAUGGUCAAAUAACUAUGAACUGCAACUUUGCCAUGUUUAUAGCAUGGAAAGACCGGGGCUUAUUCCGAAUUUAGUAUGAUGUAAUGUUCAUGCUAUGGUACACCUCAAUUGUUUGACACAAUCAUAAAAACUGUUUUUUAUACUAUAAA
Molecule: messenger RNA, 1453 nt
Organism: Anoplopoma fimbria (sablefish)
Lineage: Eukaryota; Metazoa; Chordata; Actinopteri; Perciformes; Anoplopomatidae
Exons: 6
Coding region: 139-1233 (364 amino acids)
Molecular function (GO): hydrolase activity, hydrolyzing N-glycosyl compounds
Source: RefSeq, a predicted model, not a curated record